Molecule: messenger RNA, 1186 nt
Organism: Phalaenopsis equestris
Lineage: Eukaryota; Viridiplantae; Streptophyta; Magnoliopsida; Asparagales; Orchidaceae
Biological process (GO): regulation of flower development
Cellular component (GO): nucleus
Molecular function (GO): protein binding
Source: RefSeq, a predicted model, not a curated record
CUUCUGCUCCUCCAAUGGCUGCCACUGUAGACAUCUUACCAGCAUCACAUAACACCGUUGUCACUAGUAUAACUUGCAAUGAACCCACGAUCACACACACCAGUGCCCCAAUUCUUAGCUUUAACCCACCCUCUUCAUACACCAUCGCCCCCACAACACUCGACAGUGUUCCUCUGCUCUACUACCACCCUUCUUCCUGCACAAUCCCCACCACUGAAAUAGAAACCUUCUAUGAACCUUCCUUCAUAAACCCUUUCAUAGAAACCUACCCGUUAGCAUCACAUAACACACCCACAAACACACAACUUUGCAUGGCUACACACAAUGCUCCCACUCUCCUCAACUCCCAACCACCACCACCUUCAGGUUUACCCAUAACACCAAUUUAUCUCACAAAUCAGCUCAACCAAGUCAUUUCUACUCCUCCUUCAUAUACAACUUAUUCACUAGACCCAAUUGUAAGCCAGACGUCGACCAUGAAUUCACCAAGUUCUUUGGGUAUGGGCCCAUCAACAUUCAAUCCCCGCCCUUUAUUUGACACUACAAGUGCAUUUGGUGGGUUGCAUUAUAAUGAUGACGCAAAUGUUGGUUUUGGGUUUUUUACUGAUGCUGGAAUGACAGUGAGACAGUCAGAGGCUAUGGAACCAUGCAACUUAGGAAUGUACUCGUCUGCACCCAUGCAGACAUUCUAUGAUCCAGAAAACUUACAGGUGUUAAGAGAUAGCAACCAACCAAUGGUCGGAUGUAGCACGAGCAUGGCUCCAUUACAAGUGGCUGCUAAAGAUGAGUCAAAAAUAGAUGAAUCAGAUUUUAAGGUUCCCAAGUUAACAUUAGCGGAGAAGAAUAAUAAGAUAAAUAGGUACAAGGAGAAGAAAAAAGCCAGAAAUUAUAACAGAAAAAUCAAUUAUCCAUGUAGGAAGAUUCUAGCCGAUAGCAGACAUCGAGUUCGAGGAAGGUUUGCGAAGAAUGAUGAGGUUCCCCAAGCGGCAUCGAGGCCACCCACAUCUGUCGAUCAUUAAUUUGAUGACGUUGAUGAAAGAAUAGUAGCGAAGCAACAUGAAGAAAGGCUUCAGUCUUCCACAACAAUGGCUCUUAGAAGCCAUGGACAUGAUUAAGAUCAUAUAAAUAAGUUCUAAAUUCUAGUUGUUAUUUUCCUUCAUGUACAUUGCUUUCACAACUAUCCACU